This is a messenger RNA of Acanthaster planci (crown-of-thorns starfish), 2568 nucleotides long. Its product is annotated as protein Skeletor, isoforms B/C-like. The record is from RefSeq and is a predicted model, not a curated record. NCBI's taxonomy places the organism in Eukaryota, Metazoa, Echinodermata, Asteroidea, Valvatida, Acanthasteridae.
GUUGAACGGAGAAUGGAGCCGGAAGGAGGGGCCGCGCCCAGACUGAACAUACUCGAACACCUAGUCACGUUCAUUCAUUGUGUUUUUGCGGCCAGGUUUGGAUUAAAAUUGGGGGUAGACGCGCCUCGCCUACUCAUUCAAAUCAAACAAAGUCAUAGUUGGCGCUGCGCUCUUGUCACCCGGUAUCCUCGCUUUUGUGGCUGUUUUGGAGAGCGUGACAUCAGGGCCUAAUUCUGAAGAGGAGCAUCGAGUGUUGCAGUCAUGCAGUGGUUUGCUGGGGUGUUGUUGCUUGCUUAUGCAAGCAUCAGUGUGGCUGCACCAUACUUGGGUCGGACGAUUGGCGACCUGUCAUCCCGAGGUCAUGACGUCCAAGGGACUGUCAGAGCUGCAGAUGCUAAGACAAUUGUCAUCGAAAAUUUCCAUUUCGAUGGCACUCCACCAGAUUCAUUUGUCUGGAUUGGGAUGACAGCUCAACCUGAUGCAUCAGGUACCAUUGUCCCAACUGUCCCUGGAAGUGAAACUAAGCUGGGCGAAUACAGGGGAAGCAACCUGGUCGCCUAUUUACAAGGUCCCAUGACCAUAAAGGAUUACAAGUGGAUCUCAAUCUGGUGUCGAAUGGCUACUGCCAAUUUUGGUGAGGUCUUCAUUCCUGGCAAUUUUGCCAACCCUGCCCCCCACGACUUGGGUAAAUUGCCAAUGUUUGCUCAUGAUGUCGAGGCAGACAACGUGCGAAUCGUAGACGCCAGAACCCUCCAAUUUACAAACCUGUUUUAUGAUGGCAACGGACCAGAUGCAUAUUUCUGGGCUAACAGUGGACGAUCCCUAACAUCUCAGGGGACAAAGCUCAUUUGGAAGCCGGGCCUAACAAAUGCCGGACGAAAUCAGAGACUUGACAGGCCCUUUAACGGGGAAGACUUCACGGUCACCAUGCCACCAGGUAUGACCAUCUACGACUACCAGAGCUUUGGCUUGUGGUGUGUUGCCGCAAGACAGAAUUUUGGCAGUAUCAGCUUUGACCCGGCAACCAUCAAUGUCCCUGCUGUGUUGGAACCCCCACCGACCUUCCCAAAUUGUGAGGUUCUUGUGGACGACCAGUUCCAAGUGCAGUGGCGGGUGGACUUUGGCGAGGAGGACAGCAUCACAGUUGAGUUGGCUGGUCGCGUCACUGCCGGCAACUACCUUUCAUUUGGGCUGAGUGGGGCAUCCGACCGGACCCUAAUGGACGGCUCGGAUGUUGUAGUGGGUUGGAUGGACGAAAACAGCAUGAGCCCCAUGGUGGUGGAUUACAACUUGCAGUCCAAGGCACAGUGCUCAACUAAUGAUGGUCGAGGGGCAUGCCCAGAUGACCUCAACAAGGUGGGAGGAACAAAUGACGUCCAACUGAGAGACGUUCUGUUCGGCAAUGGAAUUACCAGAAUUUCCUACACGCGGCCCCUCAACACUAGUGAUCCCAUCGACCAAGUAAUUCCUACAGAUCGUCUGGUCUACAUCUCCUGGGCUAUUGGACCCAUCAACCAAGAUGGACGGGUUGCCAAGCACAUCAUGGCACCGACAGGUAACGUCCAGAUCAACUUUGGCAGCGGCUCAUCCACCUGCCCGGCCUUUAAGGAAUCUACCGGUGGGGGUAACAGGCUGCCACCAUGGCCCCCGACGACUCUCAGAGGUGCCACAAAGUUUAGAGUUGAGAUCGGGCAAUCUGGGGGAGAACGCGGCUACACGGGCAUAACAGGCAAGACAGGUUGGGGCAUUGCCUGGUACGUCAACGAUCUCCUCAUCCCAGAGAUCACCGUCGAGAGGGGCGUCCAGUACACCUUCGAGGUCUACGGUGGGGACAACAGCGAGGACUCGGCCAAAUAUCAUCCCUUUUACAUCACUGACGAUCCCGAGGGAGGUUACGCCCAGAAACUGGACGCACAGAAAGUGGGGGUGACUAUAUACGCAGGACCAGUCGAGGGCCCUUUCUGCAACUGGGGGGAGAACGAACGGGGAGUCAACGCAGAUGACUUUGACAGUUUUGAGGCUUACAAGACAAAACUGGAGCGCACAUGUGUAGAAACCAGCGCAAACAACAACACGUUCACUUGGACCCCAGAUGACAGCACACCGAACGUGGUUUACUACCAGUGCUACACUCACCGUUUCCUGGGGUGGAAGAUCAACGUCAAUUCCGCCAGUGGACUUCAGACAUCCUUGGCCCUCAUCUUGGCCAUGCUGGGCCUUGUUAAGUUUUUCUAGUUCACAGGAUUCAUUUGAACCAACGGUGACUGCUGAUAAAUUUACAUGAAUCAUGCAGAAGUGCAUUAGUGCCUCGGUUCAUUUUGUUUUAUACUAGUAACAUGGAAAUGUAGAAAACUCAGAGAAAUGUGGAAUGUCUCUUUGACAAGCAAUAACUGAAAUCGGGAAAAUUGUAGUAUAAAUCGUAGCGUGGUGAUUGUGACGUUAAUAGUUGUGGUCUGAGCGAGUUGGGCACCAUUUUUUAUUUUCCCACAGGUGUGUUGUUUUUCAACAGUCUUUUGAUUUUUUAUCUAGUACUUCUAGUGCAAAUGAGUUCGGGUUGGGCCCUUGAUG